AACAGCUUGACCUGCACUUCUUUUACCACUUGGUUAGUUGCCUGCCCAGGACACAUAAAAACCUUUGCUAAGGACAUGUGAGAAGAGUAGAAACGUGCUCUUUAGAGAUUAUUGUCCUGGUAGAUACCCAGGAGAUUUCCAGAGACCUAUUUCAGCCUCACUUCUGUUGACACUGGUCCCCUGGGAGAUCUCCUGCCAAUCCAAGGGCCCCUGGAGAGAGCCUAAAUGACCUCACUGAGAAGAGAUACACCUGAGUCCCAGUGGCCAUGUGGUAUUGAGUAAUUAACAAGGAUCUCUGAACAAUAGGCACAAUUUCCAACAUGUUUCAUCAUGAAAAGGAGGAAGCCCAAACUGAAAUGAGUUACAAACCUUGUCAUCAACAGAAAAGAGUGGUUGGGCCCUGAUAUGAGCACAAUGAAGAAGAACAAAAGGGAGUCAAUCGAUGAGCAUGAUCCAGGACAUCUUCAAAAUAUGUUGGAUGGAGGAGGGUAUGCCCCUUUUGUAUCUCCUCCCAUGAUACAGAGCAAUUUUAUUCAGGUCAACAGGAGAGGUGAAUCCAUUUACGUUCACAACCGAGCCAACUGGGUGACUGUGGGAAUCUGUUCUUCCAGUUCUACCCAUAAGAUCCCCAAUGUGAUGCUGUUGGCACAUCUGAAACCCACUGCACAAAAACAUGGCAAACCCCUUUUUAAAAGUCUCCUGACAUCUCCUACAGAGAAGCUGGUGCUCACCAGGUUUCUUCCUCUGCAGUUUGUGACUCUUUCUGUGCAUAAUGCUGAGAAUAUGUGCCUCAACGUAAAGCUGGUGAGUGGUAGAGCCUACUACUUGCAGCUUUGUGUCCCUGCGAAUAAAAAAGAUGCCUUAUUUUCUCAAUGGAUGGACCUCAUCUGCCUCUUACAUCAGGAGAAAGCCAAAGCUUCCAAAGUGUCUGAAGUCUCAAGCCUCUCAGAAAUCACAAACAGCACUGAAGUCACAAGCUCCAUGGCUAUCAUGGAUAUUACAGCAUUUGCAGAUGUAAGACCCCACACAUGUACCUAUGCACAGAACCCCAUACAUGUCACAGAAAGCAUACAUUUUUCAGAGUUCUCAGAUAUUACUGACAUUACAGAUGUCACAGAUAUUCCAGAAAAUGAGGUCAUGGAGUGCCCUGAUGUAAGAAUUAUCAUGGAAGUCACCGAAGUCAUAGAAGCCAUAGAAGCCACAGAAGUCAAAAAUACCUCUGAUGCCACAAAUUUCUCGGGGGUCACUGUGGUGUUUGAAAAUGAUGAUAUAAUAAGGGCCAAGCAAGAAGAAAAGGAAAAAGUAGAAAAUUUUCUGAAGCCUGGAUGUCUACGAGAUACAAGAAGUAAAAGUGAAUUCAAACAAACCUCAAAACAUGUUACGAUCUCAAACAUAACACUGACUUUCAAAGGUGAAAGAUGUUUUCAGACUUCCUUGACUCCAAUAAAAAAUGAGACAAACAUAUCCAAAGAGAUGAGCAAUGAAACCUCUGAAGAAAUGAAGACUGAUUUUAAAAACACAGCUUUCAAAACUGAAUCCAGGGAGAAGAAAAAAAAACCUGAGGAUGAUAGUUUGGGAGACAACAUGACUAGAAGGCGUAAGUCCAUGAAACAACCUGGGGAAAGGAAUUGGAGCAAAUUUAGAAAGGAAAGAUGAAGAAUUCAGCUGUUGAAACUAAAGCUAGAAGCAAAAGACCCAGAUAAAUGCAAAUCACUAAGCUAAAAACAAGCCCAGCUCAGGAAAGAUAAUCAAUGCAAGAAGAAAACAAAGCAGAUCUUUCACAUGGCAGAAAUAAAGGGUGCA
Molecule: messenger RNA, 1803 nt
Organism: Heterocephalus glaber (naked mole-rat)
Lineage: Eukaryota; Metazoa; Chordata; Mammalia; Rodentia; Bathyergidae
Source: RefSeq, a predicted model, not a curated record